Molecule: messenger RNA, 1211 nt
Organism: Exophiala viscosa
Lineage: Eukaryota; Fungi; Ascomycota; Eurotiomycetes; Chaetothyriales; Herpotrichiellaceae
Product: Endonuclease/exonuclease/phosphatase
Exons: 2
Coding region: 152-1138 (328 amino acids)
Molecular function (GO): 3'-5'-RNA exonuclease activity
Source: RefSeq, a predicted model, not a curated record
CUACCGAGCUCUCACUGGUCCUCACGAUAUGUGUGGAAGAGAUUCAAGCACUUACUGAGCUAUUGUUUGUCCAAAUACCCCAUCUUGUACUUCAAAGUACCCUCCCGUAUACUCUACGUUCAAGCCAAGACCUGCUCGAGCCAGCUCCAACAUGGGUGAUACCGUCUCAAACACGGAGAAGCUUCCAAGCUCGUCUCCUCUGCCUAUCCGCAUCAUAACGCACAAUGUCCGAUUCGCAACCGACAACGCCGAGAAGCAUGAACGCCUAUGGGAGAACCGCCUUCAUCACUUAACAGGCCAUUUCAAAUACCACACACGUCAAUUCUUCUCUCCACAGUCAACGCUGGUCUGCAUGCAAGAGGUCCUCCAUGGCCAACUGCAAGACCUGUCCCGUGAAGCUUUCGGAAGUCCCAGCUCGGCGGCAGACUCAACGAAUAGUCCAAGUGACUGGAUCCAUGUGGGCGUCGGCAGGGAUGAUGGCAAGACGAAGGGGGAGUACAGUCCAAUAUUCUUGCGUCAAUCCGCCUGGAAAUGUAUACACACCGAAACUGUAUGGUUGAAUGAGUCCGGCGAGGUCGGCAAGAAGGGAUGGGACGCUUCAAGUAUCCGGAUCGUGACCUGUGCAGUCCUCGAAUCACAAGCGUCCUCGAAUCCGUAUAAGACAAUUCUUGCGCUCAACACACACCUUGAUGAUCAGGGAGAAAUUGCACGUCGUGAAGCAGCCAAGUUAAUCCUUCAAGUAGCUACUCGUCUACAAUUCAAGUACUUGCCACAUUUCACCUUUCUGACCGGAGACCUAAACAGCGAGCCUACCGGAGAUGCAUACCAUGUCCUCAACGCUUCAGGAUCCGGCUUUGUGGAUGCACGUCGACUGAUUGCAGACCAUGGUAACGCAGACGGCAAGAUCUAUGCUUAUGGAAAUGAGUUGACCUUCACCGGAUUCGAUGGCGACGGAGCUGCCAAAGGGAAGCAGAGAAUCGAUUUUGUCCAUCUGGGUAUCUCGAAGAGUGGUGAAGAGUCGACGGAGCUGGAAAACGCAAAGCAAAUGGUUCAGGGGUACGGUGUUCUGCCAAGUCGGUUUGAUGACGAGGUCUGGCUAAGCGACCAUCGUGCCGUUGUUGUUGAUCUUCUUGUGUGAUGAAGCAACCUUGGUUUAGAUCUUUUGGCAUGAGCAUGGAUUGGCAUAGAGAAGCAUUAGAGUUGGCGUGUUA